Drosophila bipectinata is the source of this 1527-nucleotide messenger RNA. It is a transcript of the gene Ssl1, whose product is annotated as general transcription factor IIH subunit 2 Ssl1. Gene Ontology annotation, biological process: DNA-templated transcription; nucleotide-excision repair; regulation of transcription by RNA polymerase II. Gene Ontology annotation, cellular component: transcription factor TFIIH holo complex; transcription factor TFIIH core complex. Gene Ontology annotation, molecular function: zinc ion binding. The record is from RefSeq and is a predicted model, not a curated record. Lineage: Eukaryota; Metazoa; Arthropoda; Insecta; Diptera; Drosophilidae.
GGCGGAGUGGCAACUCUAUAGAACAAGAUGGUAUUUUUCGAUUCAUCGACAAUUUUUCUAAUAGCAACUAUUGUAGUGUUGUAAGGUGGAAAAUUCAAUCUCCAGACUACAAGGACGGAAAUCACUUCUCAUUAUUUGCAAAAAUGGCCGACGAUGAAAAUGAAGACCAGAAAGAGUACCGAUGGGAGACCGGAUACGAAAAAACAUGGGAAGCAAUCAAAGACGACGAGGAUGGUCUACUCGACGGGGCAAUUUCCGAAAUCAUCCAGAAGGCUAAGCGGCAGAGGCUGGCACAGAAAACAAAGCAAAACCGGCUUGGCAUGAUGCGACACCUUUUCGUCAUAUUGGAUUGCUCCGAAUCGAUGAGCGUACCGGAUUUGAAGCCCACAAGACUGCGGUGCACCAUUAAGCUGUUGGAGCAGUUCAUCGAAGAGUUCUUCGACCAGAACCCCAUUAGUCAGCUGGGAAUAAUUGCACUUAAGGCCAAAAGGGCCGAGAAGGUAACUGAACUGACCGGGACGUCGCGAGUUCAUCUAAAGGCGUUGGAAAGCUUGGUAAACGUGUCUCUGACAAGCGAACCAUCGCUUCAAAACGGUUUAGAUCUAGCGCUAAAAACUCUUAAAGUGGUACCUUCGCAUGCAUCUCGCGAGAUUGUCGUCAUAAUGGGAUCGCUUACCACCUGCGACCCGGUCGACAUCAACCUUACCAUAGACGAGCUGAAAAAAGAAGGCAUUCGGUGCUCUGUCAUAUCAUUAUCCGCGGAAAUUCAUGUAGCCCGCUAUUUAACUCAACAGACGCUGGGAACUUUUGGUGCAGUCCUAGACGAUGCCCACUUCCGCGAUCAGCUUAUGUCGCAAGUGGACCCGCCACCAGCGGCAAAGACGCAGCAUAACUCCCUUAUUCGUAUGGGCUUUCCCCACACCAAGAAUGAGGUGGAGGGUAAGGACGCGCCAUUGUCUAUGUGCAUGUGUCACAUUGAAAACUUGGAGGAGCCCAGUAUAUUAUGCACUACUGGUCACCAUUGCCCCCAAUGUAACAGCAAAUACUGCGAAUUGCCUGUUGAGUGCCAAUCCUGUGGUCUUACCCUUGUGUCUGCUCCUCAUCUGGCACGUUCCUAUCACCACUUGUUUCCUGUGCCAAACUUCGAGGAGGUAAAUUUUGAAUCGAUGCCGGCAGUUUCCUCCGACUACAAUGGCGGUGUAAAGGAAUGCUACGCCUGUGCCAAGGUUCUUAGCUUUGUCGGCGACAAAAGUGUCUUCAAAUGUGGAUUUUGCCAGCAGUUCUUUUGCAUUGACUGCGAUGCGUUCAUACACGAAACCCUACACGCGUGUGUUGGUUGCAACACUAUUCCCGGAGUUGAUGGCCUAGUGUAUCAGCAGAGUACAAAGCCUACAUCUGAGGAUCCGCGUUAGAAAUCUUCAAUUAUUGCGCAAAGUUAAAAAAAUAUAACUGCUUUAAAACAAGUAAAUGUAGGUAGCUUAGUUAAGCCUUUUGUAAGAGACCAGAAUAUAUAAGCUUUACAAUUAA